CGCGGCGUCGUCGAUCGCUGUUCCUUCUCCGUUCACGACAUACGGGUGAGCGUCGUUCGCGGCGCGACCGGGCGACGCGCGAGGCGUCAUGCCGUUCGGUAGUAAAGCUCCCGCGCCGCCGCCGCCGAUGGCCGAAGCGAUCCUCGAACGCUUCACCGCGUUCGUCACCGAGAACGUGAAGUUCUCCCAGGAAGACUUCGCGAUCCUCGGUCUGAACUGCGUCGGAUGCGUCCUGUUCUACUACUUCAUGCGUCUCCUCCGCGUCCCGGAUCACUCGUGGUACCUCACGCUGUACUCCAGCGGCGUGACGUCCUUCUUCGGGCUCUACAUGCUCUACCACGUGUGCCUGGACGGAUUCACCGCCGUGCUCGUUCGCGAAGACGACAUCACGCGGUAUCUCGCCAUAUUUUUCACCGCUUACUGCAUCAUGGACCUCGCGCUCGGCACGCUCCACUACGGGACCUUCAUCACAUUCGACGACGGAUGGACGCAUCACUUUUUGUACAUCGUCAUCCUCGCGUACUUGCUUCACAACAACAUGACGCCGCUGUUCGCGAUCGCGCUCGUGGAAGAGCUUCCGAUCAUCGUGCUGUCCAUCUUCGAGGUGCAAAACAAGCAGCGUCCGUCGCUGCUCUUCGGCGUGCUCUACUUCCUCACGCGCGUCAUCUUUCACACGAUGCUCAUCUACAAAGCCGCGAAGCAGAGCACGUUCGUGUUCGUCGCCGGCCUCGGGCUGCUCCUCUGGCACGUCGACGUGUUCCAAGGCUGGGUCAGGGGGUACCUCAUGCGAUCGCACGGUCGCGCGAGGAUGAGCUUCCGCUCCAAGCUCCGCGUCUUCACCGCGAUGCUGACGACGCAAAUCGCGACGCACGCGUUCGUCACGUACGACAUGUGCGCGAACGUGCUGGGCGAUUUCACCUCCCCGGCUGCGAUUUUGUACGCGCUGGUGUUCGUCUACUUUCUGUACCGCAUGGGCGUCGUCGUGCACGACGUCUACACGCAAAACUUCAUCAUGACGUCCAUCGGACGGAAGAAGAUCAUCUACAACAUCUCGUGGGAGGACCCCGCGAUCGAUCACACGGUGAUGCACAUGACCCCGGAGGACACCGUGCUCACCAUCUCAAGCGCGGGGUGCAACGUCCUGGAUUACCUGUGCGAGGGCCCGAAGAAGAUCAUCGCCGUGGACAUGAACUGGGCGCAGCUGCACGUCCUGGAGCUCAAGCUCGCGGGGAUUCGCGCGCUGACGUGGGACCAGUUCUUCGCCAUCUGGGGCCGCUCCGAUUUCGAGGUGUUCAAGAAGGUGUACGCGAAGAAGCUUCGACCGCUGCUGGAGCCGGAGACGGCGGAGUUCUGGGAUCAGAACCAUAAUUUGUUCCGCGAUAACUUCAUGUACGCGGGGACGUCCGGGCUCAUGGCGAAGAUUCUGUGCAUGCCGCUGAUUUGGUCCGGCGUCCGCGAGAAAGUGAAGAACCGCGAGGAGUUCACCGGCGGCGGCGGGUUCUUCUUCCAGCUCACGCUGAAGAUUUGCUCCAUCACGUCUCUGUGGUCCAUCUUCGCGCCGCUCGGAGGCGUGCCGCUCGAGCAGCUCAACCUCCUGUCGAGGAACCCGCAGGUGUUCGUGGACAGGCUCGUCGAGGUCCUCACCACGCGGAUUUGGAAGCCGAACAACUACUUUUACUACGGGUACAUCGUCGGCGAGUUCGCGCCGGACUGCUGCCCGCGCUAUCUCGAGAAGAAAAAUUUCGCCAUCAUGAAACAACGCGUCGAUCGCGUGAAGGUGUACCACGGCACCUGGGCGGAAGCCGCGGUCGAGGAAGGCCCCGGGUCGAUCACGAUCGCGUCGCUUCUGGACUCCAUGGACUGGAUGCCGCCGUCGAUGAUCGCGGAGAACAUCGGCAAAGUCGUCGCGAACAUGGACAAGAAGAACGGCCGAAUCUUUUGGCGGUCCUUCGCGGACCGCGUGCACUCCCCAGUCCUCGCGCACCUCAAAGGCGAGCUCGUGCCGACGUACGACCGCGUCGGGUGGUACCUCACGCAGUUCAUCCAAUCCGUCCCGAAUUUCGAGCCGUACGACCCAACGAUGCUCGAGUGCAAAGGCACGGGGAACACGCCGAGAAAUUCCUUCUACGACGACGUCGCGGUGAUGGCGGCGAUGGCGAAGCAAGGGUUAUCCUCCAAGAAGGACGUGAAAGCGUUCUACAAGUCUCAGGGCACGCGCUACGACGGCUUCCGCGAGGCGCUCCUCCCCGGGCGCGAUCUGCUCAUGCAGCACGCGGUGCCGUGGGUGAAGCGCCCCAAGACGUGGAUCAGCGUGGGUUGCGGCACGGCACGAGAUCUCGAGUUUGUCGUCGAUCACGUGAUCGCGGCGAAGACCAAGGUGUAUCUCUGCGACCUCUCGGACGCGCUGCUGGACAUGGCGCGCGCGAGGGUUAUAGAGCUCGGGCUCGCGUCGCGCGUCGUCCUCGUCGAGGGCGAUUUCAUGUCCCCCGCGGUUCGUAAGAAGCUCCCGAAGCAGGCGGAUCUCGUGACGUGUUCGUACUGCCUCACGAUGGUUCCCGAGUGGGAGAAAGCGCUCGCGACGAUGAAAGAUCUCGUCAAGCCUGGGGGGAACCUCGCGCUGAUCGACUUCAUCACCCGCGACGGCGUCGAUCAGCGGUGGGAUCAGAGGCUGUAUAAGUGGUGGUUCGCCAUGGACGGCGUCUACUUCAACCGCGCGCACGCCGACUGGCUGCGAAGCCGAGAGGACAUGGAGGAGGUGUGGUACAGCGAGGAGGAGAGUCGGGUGCCGUACACGCCGUACUACCCCACGCACUACCUCUACGUCGGCGAGAAGAAGGCGUAGAGGGAAGCGACGACGGAGGAUCAUUUUUUCGCCGUCGGGUUCGGUUUCGCGCGCGACGACGCGGCGGCGACGGUAACAGCCGACGCGGCGUCGCGCGCGCGCGUUCCAACGGCGCGGUGGGGUGGGAUCAGAGAUCGCGAGGGAGCGAUGGGAUGGGAUGGGAUGGGAUGGGGGGUGUUUCUCCUUAGCUUUGCAUGUCUAAAUAUCAGUCGUUCGACCUGACUG
Messenger RNA from Micromonas pusilla CCMP1545, 3067 nucleotides. RefSeq lists its product as uncharacterized. The record is from RefSeq and is a predicted model, not a curated record. The transcript has 3 exons. The coding region runs from base 89 to 2842 and encodes 917 amino acids. NCBI's taxonomy places the organism in Eukaryota, Viridiplantae, Chlorophyta, Mamiellophyceae, Mamiellales, Mamiellaceae.